Molecule: messenger RNA, 2401 nt
Organism: Micropterus dolomieu (smallmouth bass)
Lineage: Eukaryota; Metazoa; Chordata; Actinopteri; Centrarchiformes; Centrarchidae
Gene: ccdc28b
Product: coiled-coil domain containing 28B
Exons: 6
Coding region: 395-1033 (212 amino acids)
Source: RefSeq, a predicted model, not a curated record
CUCCGCACGAACCGAGCGCAUCGAUGCCGCGCUUUGCAUUUCCUCUGCAAUUUACACUGCUGCUUCCCCUGCAGGGAUAAUUCAACACCAUCGCUGUUUAUAAAGUCGCAUUUAUAUGAAGUGUACUUAAUCGUUAUAAGUGGCAGGCGGAGAUAUGUGACGCUGUGCCCAGCCGGUCUGCUCUCCGGUGCGUAAUUGAUUCGAGUGGAGAUUUCUGAGCCGCAGUACUGAUUUUUGGCACGGUCAGGAUCCUCCACAUAGCUCCUUCCUCAGGGAGGGGAAGGCUGCUGCUUCUGAACUUCCUACCUUUGUUGUUAUCAGGACGUCCUGAACACAAGCCAGGCAUCUCACCCCAGAGUGUUUCACUUCAAAAAUUCAAUAAAAAAGUUUAAUAAUGGAAGACAAACGCAAGAAGCGGAGCCCAAAGGUGUCUCUCCCCCAGCCCCCUCCUCCCCCCAUCAACCCCCGCAAACUCUCUGUCCUGCCUGCCAGCAAAAGUGCCACCUUCUCUCUCGGCCUGCCACAGCCCCCCUCCCCCAAGAACAGAGGCAAGUUUAAGCGGUCCGUGGGAGCACCAGGACAGCCAAAAGAAGUGUUCACAGCUGUCUUAGCUCCACCAAAGACCACCAGGCCCCACAAGGAGAAACCCAGGGCCCCGCAGCCAGCAGGACCUAGCAAAGUAGUCCAGUCCUCUCCUCUGCAGCACUCAUUUCUCACAGAUGUCUCAGACGUGAGAGAGAUGGAGGGAGGCCUCCUCAACCUUCUCAACGACUUCCACUCAGGCAAACUACAGGCUUUUGGUAAGGUGUGCUCCUUCGAGCAGUUGGAGCAUGUGCGCGAGAUGCAGGAGAAGCUGGCACGGCUGCACUUCAGCCUCGACAGCCACGUGGAGGAGCUUUCGGAGGACCAGAGGAAGUGCGCCUCCGACCACAACCUGGAGCACCUGCUCUGUAACCUGGAGGAGCUCAGCACCUCAAUACAAAAGCUCCACUUGGCUGAGAACCAGGACCUGCCCAAGACAUCUGGUCCCUGACAAAGUGAGGUGCGGAGGAUGGCGACCACACACAUCUUCUCCCACCAUCUAACCAGUCCAGGUUGCCAUGGCAUUAAUCCGGCUGCCUUAAUAAGGGAAUGGAAAGAUCCACAGGAGGAGGGGCCAUUUUUCCAUUUGGUCAGCGAAGCCGAGGGAACAAUACAGUGACUCGAAGCAGCAGAGCAUUAAAUGAACACUCAAACCAAAAUCAUAAACCCCCCACCCCCAAUCAUGGCACAAGAAAUGAUCAGAGGCUUUACUGAACAGCUUUGUUAGAGGACAUAUGUUGUUUUAAAGUUUUCAGCAUGGCCUUGGCUCCUGUUAUUAGUUACAUCAUUUGGUCACAAAUAACUGAAUCCAGGUGUAGUCUUUGGUUCUCUAUAGAUUUGUGUUCACAAAAAAGUGCAUUUCAUGAUAGUUUAAGAAUUUGUAUGAUUUUUAUAUCAUGCCUCCUCUUUUCCAUAAUUUCAGAAGCUAUUUGUCUCUGUUAGCAAAGCUAAGGAUUGGCCAUAGUAUGCAUACAUUUUUGCCCUUAUCGACAACACCACUGUGGUUAACUCAGAACUUUAAAAGGGAGUUUUCACUUUUGCUAUUAUCCUGAAUACACUCCCUCAUUUUUAUAUAUUUGCUGUUAAAGUUUAAUACUGGAAAUCAGACUGGACUUAAUAAAAGCAGGGUUAACCUUUGUUAUAACUGUACAUUUUGAAGGGACUAUGUGAGGAAAUGGUUUAUGUGUUUUGCCAAUGUGCAGUUCAGCUACUAUAUUUGUUGACAAUGGUUUAACAUAACUUGGUGAUGGAGGAGAUUUUGUGCUUUAUCAGGAUUGCCUUUAUACUUUGUUUUUGUGAAUGAGUAGCACCAUCUCUCCAAGCGCAAUCUUGUCCAACCUGCUACUGAAAUACUGUAAAAAUCACCUGCUGUAACAUUUAGGGUCACAGGGACUUUGUCCAGUCUGACAUUCACUUCUCAUUACACUGUCUUGGACAGCACAUCCUCAGAGUAAUGCCGCUGGCAUAAAUCUCUGUACAGUACAAUUUCAAAAUGGCAGCUACUUUUAUAGUUAAAAGUAAGGGGGAGUAAGAUUUGCAUUGUAUUUAAUUACAAAGUUGGCAGCGAUGCACCUUGGCCAUAUUUAAUUCCUGAAAAGCCAAUAAAAAUGAUAUUAGUGAUCGAUCUAAAACAUCAUGGCAUGUCAAAGCAUUGGUGUAUUUGGUUAUUACAGAAGUCUUUUAUACUGCUUGCUAAGCCUACCUCUUUUCUAAGGCCUUGGCCUGGGAGCUCUCUACAGUGACAUAAUACAUUUCUUAUUCUGGAUCCUUGACAGUGGGGCUGCAACUAACAAUUAUUUUCAUUAAAGAUUAAUCUGCA